CGCGCGGGGGGGUCCCCGCGCCCCGCCGGCGCUCGACUCUGUCCUCCCCCUGCCCCGCGCUUGGGGGGAUUUUUUUUUUUCCCCGUAGAGGAGGCGACCAGGAGCCCCCCGCUUUCUCCCGCAGGAACAGGGGUGCGGGGAGAAACUUAUUUUCAACAAGUUUUUUUUCUUUUUUUUGGCCCCUUCCCCCCCUCCUUUUUUUUUCCUCCCCCUGUGUGUUAAUUAUUUUAGCCCCUUUCCCCUUUCGAUGUGCGGCUUUGGACAUGCGGAGGCUACUGCAACCGUGUUGGUGGAUCUUUUUCUUGAAAAUCACCAGCUCCGUGCUCCAUGAUGUGGUGUGCUUCCCCGCUCUGACCGAAGGUUAUGUGGGCUCUCUGCAUGAGAACAGACAUGGGAGUUCUGUGCAGAUCCGCAGGAGAAAGGCUUCAGGGGACCCUUACUGGGCCUACUCGGGUACCUAUGGUCCUGAGCACUGGGUGACAUCCAGUGAGAAGUGUAGGGGGUCUCACCAGUCCCCCAUAGACAUCGUCGACCACCUGGCCCACGUUGGAGAGGAGUAUCAAGAGCUGCAGCUGGAUGGCUUUGACAAUGAAUCUUCAAACAAGACUUGGAUGAAAAACACAGGAAAAACAGUUGCUAUCCUGCUGAAGGACGAUUAUUUUGUCAGUGGUGCUGGGUUACCGGGCAGAUUCAAGGCAGAGAAAGUGGAGUUUCACUGGGGCCAAAGCAACGGGUCGGAUGGCUCUGAACACAGCAUCAACGGCAAGAGGUUCCCCGUGGAGAUGCAGAUUUACUUCUACAAUCCUGAUGACUUUGACAGUUUUGGAACAGCAGUUCUAGAAAACAGGGUGGUAGGAGCCAUGGCUGUGUUUUUUCAAGUCAGUCAGAGGGACAAUUCAGCACUGGAUCCCAUUAUCCAUGGGUUGAAGGGCGUGGUACAUCAUGAGAAGGAGACCUUUCUGGAUCCCUUUGUGCUGAGGGAACUUCUGCCAACGUCUCUGGGGAGCUACUACCGCUACACAGGUUCUCUGACUACUCCUCCCUGCAGCGAGAUCGUGGAGUGGAUCGUUUUUAGGAAGCCUGUGCCCAUUUCUUACCACCAGCUGGAGGCAUUUUACUCCAUCUUCACCACUGAGCAGCAGGACCAUGUCAAGUCUGUGGAGUACCUGAGGAAUAACUUCCGACCCCAGCAAAGCCUGAACAACAGGAAGGUAUCCAAGUCUGCUGUGAAGGAUGCUUGGAACCAAGACAUGACAGACAUCUUGGAAAAUCCACUCGGUACAGAAGCUUCCAAAGCUUGUAGCACUCCUCCGGUCAACAUGAAAGUGCAGCCUGUGAACAGGACAGCACUACUGGUGACCUGGAACCAGCCAGAAACCAUUUACCACCCUCCAAUCAUGAACUACAUGAUCUCAUACAGCUGGACUAAAAAUGAAGAUGAAAAGGAGAAGACUUUCACCAAGGAUAGUGACAAGGACCUGAAGGCCAUCAUUAGCCAUGUCUCACCUGACAUCCUUUAUCUGUUCAGAGUUCAAGCAGUUUGCCGAAAUGAAAUGCGUAGUGACUUUAGCCAGACUAUGCUCUUUCAAGCUAACACCACUCGAAUUUUCGAGGGGACCCGAAUUGUGAAGACAGGAGUGCCCACAGCAUCUCCUGCCUCCUCAGCAGACAUGGCUCCCAUCAGCUCCGGCUCCUCCACCUGGACCUCCUCGGGGCUCCCCUUCUCCUUCGUGUCCAUGGCCACGGGCAUGGGCCCUUCCUCCAGCGGCAGCCAGGCCACCGUGGCCUCCGUGGUGACCAGCACCUUGCUGGCAGGGCUGGGCUUCAGCGGUGGGGGCAUCUCCUCCUUCCCCAGCAGCGUGUGGCCCACCCGGCUGCCCGCGGCCGCCGCCCCCAGCAAGCAGGCCGGCCGCGCCGUGGUGGCCACCACCGAGGCCGCCGCCGCCUCCCCAGGGCCGGAGCGGGACUCGGCUCUGACCAAGGAUGGUGAGGGAGCUGAGGAGGGGGAGAAGGAUGAAAAGAGUGAAAGCGAGGACGGGGAGCGGGAGCACGAGGAAGAGGAAGAGAAGGAUGCUGAAAAGAAGGAGAAGAGCAGGGCGACGGCAGCCUCAGAGGCACGCAACAGCACAGAGGCCAGCGUGGCUGUGGCUUCCCCCAACAGGACUGCUGAGGAAGAAGGAAAUAAAACCCUACCGGGAGAAGUGCCAAACCAAAACGUUGCCCCCACGGCUGGAGGUGUGGAGAAGGAGAGCUCUGCCGAAGCCGACACUCAGCCCCAGCUGCUCCCUUCCACCCAAGUGCCACCAGCGUUCACCGACGAACUGGACCCGGGCAAGAUCCCAAGAAGACCAGAGACAACAAGAAAUCCUCCUCCAAAGAUGGACAGGUUUCCAGAGGAGCAUCCCUCAGAUAACAAAUUCAUCACCAUUAACCCAGCUGGCAAGAACAGCUCCAGCAUGGCCACAAGACCUUCUCCUGGUAAAAUGGAAUGGAUCAUCCCACUCAUUGUGGUCUCAGCACUGACCUUCGUGUGCCUCAUCCUUCUCAUCGCUGUGCUUGUCUACUGGAGAAAGUGUUUUCAGACUGCUCAUUUCUAUGUGGAGGACAGCAGUUCCCCCCGUGUGGUCCCCAAUGAAAGUAUUCCCAUUAUACCUAUUCCAGAUGAUAUGGAAGCAAUUCCAGUCAAGCAGUUUGUUAAACACAUCAGUGAGCUGUAUUCUAAUAACCAGCAUGGGUUCUCAGAAGACUUUGAGGAAGUGCAGCGCUGUACGGCUGACAUGAACAUCACUGCAGAGCAUUCCAACCACCCCGACAACAAGCACAAGAACAGAUACAUCAACAUCCUGGCCUAUGAUCACAGCAGGGUGAAGCUAAGGCCUUUACCAGGAAAAGAUUCUAAGCACAGUGACUACAUUAACGCGAAUUAUGUUGAUGGUUACAACAAAGCAAAAGCCUACAUUGCUACCCAGGGACCUUUAAAGUCUACCUUUGAAGAUUUCUGGAGGAUGAUUUGGGAACAAAAUACAGGAAUCAUUGUCAUGAUCACAAACCUUGUUGAAAAAGGAAGAAGGAAGUGUGAUCAGUACUGGCCCACGGAGAACAGUGAGGAGUACGGCAACAUCAUCGUCACGCUCAAGAGCACAAACGUCCACGCCUGCUACACCGUGCGCCGCUUCACCGUCAGGAACACCAAGAUGAAAAAGGGCCAGAAGGGGAACCCCAAAGGGCGGCAGAACGAGAGGACUGUCAUUCAGUACCACUACACCCAGUGGCCUGACAUGGGCGUGCCCGAGUAUGCCCUGCCCGUGCUCACCUUCGUCAGGAGAUCCUCGUCAGCCAGAGCCCCGGACAUGGGACCAGUGGUGGUGCACUGCAGUGCUGGUGUUGGCAGAACUGGUACCUACAUUGUGAUAGACAGUAUGCUGCAGCAGAUAAAAGACAAAAGCACAGUUAAUGUCCUGGGUUUCCUGAAACAUAUCAGGACGCAGCGCAACUACCUCGUCCAGACAGAGGAGCAGUACAUUUUUAUUCAUGAUGCCUUGUUGGAAGCCAUCCUUGGGAAGGAGACUGAAGUGUCUGCAAACCAGCUGCACAGUUAUGUUAACAGCAUCCUCAUUCCUGGCAUAGGAGGGAAGACACGGCUAGAAAAGCAAUUCAAGCUGGUUACACAGUGUAAUGCAAAAUACGUGGAAUGCUUCAGUGCUCAGAAAGACUGCAACAAAGAGAAGAACAGGAACUCAUCAGUUGUGCCAUCUGAGCGUGCUAGAGUGGGCUUGGCACCACUGCCUGGAAUGAAGGGAACAGAUUACAUUAAUGCCUCUUAUAUCAUGGGCUACUACAGGAGUAACGAGUUCAUCAUAACCCAACAUCCACUGCCACAUACAACUAAAGAUUUCUGGAGAAUGAUCUGGGACCACAAUGCACAGAUCAUUGUCAUGCUGCCGGACAACCAGAGCCUGGCAGAAGAUGAGUUUGUGUACUGGCCAAGUCGUGAGGAAUCCAUGAACUGCGAGGCCUUUACUGUGACCCUUAUCAGCAAAGACAGACUGUGCCUCUCUAAUGAAGAGCAAAUUAUCAUCCAUGACUUUAUCCUGGAAGCUACCCAGGAUGACUACGUGCUGGAAGUCCGCCACUUUCAGUGUCCCAAAUGGCCAAACCCUGAUGCUCCCAUCAGCAGUACCUUUGAACUUAUCAAUGUAAUCAAGGAAGAGGCCUUAACAAGGGAUGGCCCCACCAUAGUUCAUGAUGAGUAUGGAGCUGUGUCAGCAGGAACUCUCUGUGCCCUUACCACUCUGUCUCAGCAGCUGGAGAAUGAAAAUGCUGUCGAUGUGUUCCAGGUGGCAAAGAUGAUAAAUCUUAUGCGGCCUGGAGUAUUUACAGACAUUGAACAGUACCAGUUUCUUUAUAAGGCAAUGCUAAGCUUGGUCAGCACUAAGGAAAAUGGAAAUGGUCCCAUGACACUGGACAAAAAUGGUGCUGUGAUGGCCAGUGACGAAUCUGAUCCUGCAGAAAGCAUGGAGUCUCUUGUCUAAUUGGAAACCUGAAAAGGCACUUAAUUUGUAGAACUUCUGAAGACUGAGUGAACUUUUUUGAGGCCUUUUUUGCCAGACUCUAGGUUAUACAAUAACCCAAUUACUUUUUUACACUGAUAAAAGUUUUGAUAUUUAUUUUUUGCCAUUUUAUGUCUUAAUGGUAUCCUACUGAGCAUUUGCACCUCUGUUUAUUUCACACAGUGAAACGCAAUUUUAUCUAGUUUGCACUAUAUGAUCAGUGUUACUGCCUAUAAUAUCCUAAUACAAGACAAGCCCUGAUGUGACAUUCCAUGACAACAAACAUAUGCUUUUUCUGUUUUGUUUAAAUGCAGUGAAGUUUUGCUAACUACAGUGACCCUGGAAUCUUAAAUCUUGAAUGCUAGGCCAGAUGGAUUCUUUCUACAACAGAUACUGUACCCCUUCAUACCACAUUUAUUAUUUAGUGAUCAUGUCAAAGUUUUGGUAACGGUGUUCUGCAUUCCAGUGGAGUGGAUGAGCAGUGUUCAUCCUUUCUUGACAAAAUGUGGCAGGUGAUUAUUAGCUACAGUGCAGGUCCAACAGCCUUGUAGAGCUGAAACAAUUAUUUCUGUAUUGUUUCAAAUUGCUGUGUUCUUACAGGCCUGAGACUUGCUUCACGUGGAAUAUAUGAAUUACAUACAAGAUAAUUAUAAAUUAGAUGCAAUUCAUAUGUGGGAUGCAAUGAUAAGUUUUGAAUUUACAGUUUCAAAGUUUCCCCAUGUAUUCAGGAAAAUGUUGAUUUUGGUUUUUAACCAGCCCUGUGAUGGGAAAGAAUUUUGUUUUAUUUUCAUCGGAGCCAAUACAGUGAGAAAUCUACAACAACCCAAAAGCAGACCAGUUUUCAGAUAUAUUAAAGGUAGCAAUAUUUUACAUUACUAAGCUAUUCAAUAUUUUAAACACAUCUAAUUUCCUUACUAUUUCUUGAAUAUGACUUCACACCUAAUGGUAUGUUACAUAAUGACAGGCGUUUCUUAAUUUCAUAACUGUUAGAUGCCAUUUUUACAGGUGUGUAAUUUUCAUACUUUAGUGCUAAAACAUAAAGUACUGAUCCAUAUUUACUGGUGAAGCAAACUAAUAAAAAAACUACCUAUAAAGUUA
This is a messenger RNA of Serinus canaria (Common canary), 5648 nucleotides long. RefSeq names its product protein tyrosine phosphatase receptor type G (gene PTPRG). Gene Ontology annotation, molecular function: protein tyrosine phosphatase activity; protein binding. The transcript is spliced from 29 exons. Bases 264 to 4532 code for a protein of 1422 amino acids. Lineage: Eukaryota; Metazoa; Chordata; Aves; Passeriformes; Fringillidae. The record is from RefSeq and is a predicted model, not a curated record. Gene Ontology annotation, biological process: protein dephosphorylation.